Molecule: messenger RNA, 3857 nt
Organism: Carassius gibelio (silver crucian carp)
Lineage: Eukaryota; Metazoa; Chordata; Actinopteri; Cypriniformes; Cyprinidae
Product: glutamate receptor ionotropic, NMDA 3A-like
Exons: 8
Coding region: 1-2868 (955 amino acids)
Biological process (GO): monoatomic ion transport; ionotropic glutamate receptor signaling pathway; modulation of chemical synaptic transmission
Cellular component (GO): postsynaptic membrane; plasma membrane
Molecular function (GO): NMDA glutamate receptor activity; transmitter-gated monoatomic ion channel activity involved in regulation of postsynaptic membrane potential
Source: RefSeq, a predicted model, not a curated record
AUGACGACUGGUAUCCCACCGUCGGGACUGGUGGAGCUGCUUCUGGCCGUCCUGCAGCGCGGUGGCUGGGAGGAGAGCAUGGCGGUGCUUUGCCAAGGCUGGGAGGACGCUGGUCUUCUGGAUCUCCUGAAACUCCACAGCCGCUCCAGCUGGGGACCUUCACACUGGCACCUGCGGGCCGCUCUGAACCUCUCCCACAGCACACCUCACACGGCUAAUAUUUCUGACUUCCUGUCGGAGCACUUUAAUCAGGACCAUUCUCCACCCGCCUCUGUCCUGCUUUUUGGGGCCGACCCGGAGUGUGCCUCUUCUGUUUUGCGCAGUGCGCAUGACCUGGGGCUGACUUUGCCCACUGUGCAUUGGAUUAUGGGACAUCCCCUAAGCCCAGACGCUCUUCAUUCUAUUGGCCUGCCUUUAGGACUGCUGGCCUAUGGAGAGGUCGACCGAAAACCGCUGGACUACUACAUUCGUGAUGCCCUGCAGUUGGUCAACCGGGCUGUUACUGCGGCUACAGUUGUACGGCCUGAUCUAGCCCUCAUCCAAAAUAUGGUAAACUGUUUUGACAAACCCAACAAACACGAGCUGCCGUCAUCAGGACAGUACAUCGCCAGGUUCCUCUCUAAUACGUCCUUUGUAGGGUUGACAGGCCCUGUCAGCGUUCAACGCAACCUCUCCCGUGUGCACACCUCUCAGAAGGUCCACAUUUGGAGUCUGCGCCGUGAUGCCGUCGGUCAGCCCACAUGGGUGACAGUAGGCAGCUGGGAAGGUAGUAGGUUGGAUGUAGAGGAGCAGGGAUUAUGGCAGGGAUCUUCCCAUCGGCAGCGUACCGAGGGCCAGAUGGGCAGGGUAGGUCGUAGAUGGCGGGCCGGCUUCCCCCUGUUGGGGAGCCGUCUGCGUGUAGUCACUCUAGUGGAGCACCCAUUCGUGUUCACUCGAGAGGUUGAUGAGGAUGGGAACUGUCCUGCUGGCCAAUACUGUCUGGAUGCAGGGACAAAUAACUCAGAAACCCUGGACCAAUUAUACACCGAACGGGCUCAAGGCAACAGCAGCUUCUUGCCACCAGAUUUCAGUAAAUGCUGCUAUGGGUACUGUAUUGAUCUGCUGGAGAAGCUGGCAGAAGACAUGAACUUCGAGUUUGACUUGUACAUAGUUGGGGACGGUAAAUAUGGAGCAGUCAAGGGCGGGCAGUGGACGGGGUUGGUGGGCGACCUGCUGAGCGGGGUGGCCGAUAUGGCUGUUACCAGCUUCAGCAUCAACUCAGCUCGCAGUAAAGUGAUUGACUUCACCAGUCCCUUCUUUUCCACGAGUUUGGGAAUACUUGUGCGCAGUAAGGACACGGCUGCACCCAUCGGAGCAUUCAUGUGGCCUUUGCACUGGUCCAUGUGGAUGGGCAUCUUUGUGGCACUGCAUAUUACGGCACUCUUCCUCACCCUCUACGAAUGGAAGAGUCCCUUCGGCAUGACGCCUCAUGGACGUAACCGUGUGAAGGUCUUCUCCUACUCCUCAGCACUCAACCUCUGCUAUGCCAUCCUCUUCGGCCGCACAGUCUCCAGUAAGACGCCCAAGUGUUGGACUGGACGUUUCCUGAUGAACCUGUGGGCCAUAUUUUGCUUGCUGGUAUUGUCUAGUUACACAGCAAACUUGGCUGCAGUUAUGGUUGGGGAAAAGACCUUCGAAGAGGUCUCAGGAAUACAUGAUGCCAAGCUCCACCACCCAUCUCAGGGAUUCCGAUUCGGCACUGUUCGGGAAAGCAGUGCAGAGGAUUACAUGAAAAAGAGUUUUCCUGAGAUGCAUGAGUAUAUGCGGAAUUUCAACGAGCCCACCACACCUGAUGGUGUCGCCACUCUCAAGACAGAUCCGCCUCAGCUUGAUGCAUUUAUCAUGGACAAAGCCCUGCUGGACUACGAGGUGUCCAUUGAUGCCGACUGCAAGCUGCUGACAGUUGGUAAACCCUUUGCUAUUGAAGGUUACGGGAUCGGACUGCCCCAGAACUCACUGCUGACUUCCAACAUAUCUGAAUUCAUCAGCCGUUACAAGUCAGACGGCUACAUGGACAUGCUGCAUGAUAAGUGGUACAAGGUGGUGCCGUGUGGAAAGAGAGUCUUUGCUGUUACAGAGACGCUGCAGAUGGGUCUCCGUCACUUCUCAGGGUUGUUUGUGUUGCUGUGUGUGGGUGUGACCGGGGCCUUACUCACUCUGGCGGGAGAACAUGCCUUCUAUCACCUGGUUCUGCCACAUAUCCGCCGCAGACAGAAGUUCAAAUACUGGCUACACACCAGUCAGAAAAUCCACAGAGCACUGAACAUGACUUAUGAGGAUGUGAAACGGCAGCGAGCGAACACAGAGAAAAGUUGUAACAUCCAGAAAGCCCAACCGCAUCCCCCGCCUCCACCAGCUCCACUCGGAUCCUUUAACAGAUGGAACAACGAGAGCACCAAAGCAGUGCAGGAGCCCAAAGACAACAAGAGGGUCCAUUUCAACCUGGAGACCCUCAAUACUCGCAGACUCCUGACCCGCGUCAUUUCGGAAGGGGGUCAGGCCAGCUCCACCUCAGCAUUGAGCUCCAGUGCAGGGAGUUUAUUGACGAGAGUGUGUGAAAACGGAGGGCCCGUUCAGCGGCCCGCCUCCUCCACAGUGAGAUCCUCGAGCCCCUCCAGAGAGAGCGAGCUGGAGGAGCUCCAAGCCAAGAUCGAGGAAAUCCGUGGUCAUUUGAAAGCCGCUCUGGCUCGUAGAGCAGAGCUUCAAACUACACUGGCUAAAGAACGUGCGGCUGCCACCGUCGCUCCGGCGACCACAGCAGCUCCGCCCACAGUCACAGCUACCAUUUGCCCCGCCCUCACCAAAGAGCCAGCAGAUUUGAAAAGGUGACGAUCACAUUUUCUGAAGUGAACACAGUAAAUGACAAUGGACAUGUUUUUCUAUCUUUCUCCUCCAAAAGAACUUUUGUAUCUACCUGGACAGUUUUAAAAUCAUCACGCUAAGGCAACAUUGAUCCUUGGUACAGUUUUGCUAAUGAUAAGGCCAUUAGCCUAGUGUGGCUUAUUUUCUAAAGCCCUGCUGUGAAAGCAGGAGGUAUCUGGAUUUCUUUUGUUUUCUUUUUUUUUUUUUUAAAUCAAUUGGACGUUUAUGGUUGAAACCUGAAGAACAAAUGUUGAAAGCACCAAGUCCACGCUUUCCUCUCAGAGCUUUGUUUAUUCAUAUCACAGAAGGAGCUUUGCAUUUGCCCAGCUCUUGUUUUCUUGGUGGAUAUGGAUCUGGAUAAACCUGUUGCACCCGAGGGCUCGUCAUGGACUCUAAGGUAGAACAGAACAAUGACUUUGCUGCUUUGGUAUUGUUUUGAUAGCUUGGUUAAAUCGGAUCUCAAAACUGCUACUGUUAUUGAUUGACCUUUUCCCCCUCCAUAAAGUCAUAUGAAUGGCCAGGUUGCCUGUUUGAAUUAAGUUUGAUGUUCAAGAAAUAAAUGUGAUCUUGUCAUAAAAUUGGAAUCUUACUUGAAAUCUUUCAGCUCAGAGUAAUAUUAAGCAUAAUGCUUCAUUUUAUUAGCCCCACUGGUGAACCACAAAACGUUUGCUGGUUGCACAGACACAAGCUUUAGAAUAUAUUAUUUAUUUAUUUUUUUAAUGGUUAAGCUUGCAUGUUUUAAGCUCUCUGUUAAAGCGUGUAAAUUACUGAAUAGUUGAUUCACUUGAAGUUAAAAAGUGUUUAAAUUCAUAUUUUUUCAUAAUCUUUUAAUCUUCAGGAGGGAAGUUGUUGUACUCUUUUGUGAGAAGUAAAUCAAACUGAGGAGCUCCAUGUUUCAGUUGCACAUGCUCCAGAGUUAAUUAUAAACUCUGGCUCAAACCCAGAGAAAGUUUAUA